Arctia plantaginis is the source of this 294-nucleotide messenger RNA. The record is from the annotation of a GenBank genome assembly. NCBI's taxonomy places the organism in Eukaryota, Metazoa, Arthropoda, Insecta, Lepidoptera, Erebidae.
AUGGCGCUCACAGUUUUAUUUUUAUUUAUCCUCUGUGGGUUUUUAUGGGUGACAUCUACGUUACCUAUUAAAAAUACUGUACAGGGUCAAACUAAAGUGGACGUUCGUGAUUCCGGGCUCGUGCAAAGUGAUAAAGUGAUUCUUCUUGAUGCUUAUAUCAGACCGUUGGUGCGUUCUAAAAGACAGGUGAUUAAGAACGGUAGAUGUUCUAAAGGACGAGUUUGGUGCCAAGGAAAGUGUAGAACUAUUGAAAUGUGUGAAAAAUUAGAAUCAGGCGAUUAUGACUAUGAGUGA